AUGGAUGCCGAAGUCAAUGGGAUCGAUGUCGAUGAUGGCGAUGACGACGAUGCUAGCAUAUUUAACAUCGCCAAUGACCGCCAAAGUGAGGACGAUGAUACCCUCACUGGUGAAAACAACGUUCUUUAA
Peronospora matthiolae is the source of this 129-nucleotide messenger RNA. NCBI's taxonomy places the organism in Eukaryota, Oomycota, Peronosporomycetes, Peronosporales, Peronosporaceae. The record is from the annotation of a GenBank genome assembly.